This is a messenger RNA of Dermatophagoides pteronyssinus (European house dust mite), 1845 nucleotides long. RefSeq lists its product as uncharacterized. The record is from RefSeq and is a predicted model, not a curated record. NCBI's taxonomy places the organism in Eukaryota, Metazoa, Arthropoda, Arachnida, Sarcoptiformes, Pyroglyphidae. Gene Ontology annotation, cellular component: plasma membrane. Gene Ontology annotation, biological process: zinc ion transmembrane transport. Gene Ontology annotation, molecular function: zinc ion transmembrane transporter activity.
AAAUCAAUCAUUGAAUUGAUUUGAUUGGAAUCGAUUUUCUACAUAAUCAUCCAAUAGUUUUGAAAAAAAAGUUGUCAAAUUUUUUCACUUUUUUCACUUUUUUCAAAAUUCUUUAAAUUCCUUGUUUGUUUGCUUUUUCCCAUAUAAACAGAAAAUGGAAACUUCUUCAUCAACAUCAUCGAAUGAUUCGAAUGGUAUUCGUUUAAUAGCAGCUGGAAUUUUAUUCAUAUUAACAUUAUUAAUGGGUACAAUACCAGUUUAUUUAUUGGAAUUUUCGACAAAAUAUUUUAGUCGAAUCAAAAAUUCAAAUGAAAAUUCCUAUACAUUAUCAUCACCAUCAUCAUCACCAUCUACAUCCACAUCGACAACAAAAUUAUUGUUAAUGAAAAAUCAUAAACGACGUUGGUUUCAUCAUGAUCGUAUUGUACAAUUUUUAACACAAAUUGGUGGUGGUGUCCUUUUCUAUACGGCAUUCGUACAUAUGUUACCUGAAAUUCGUGAAAAUUAUGAAUCAUAUCUUAAUGAUAAUAAUGAUAAAUCAAACAAUAUGACAAAUAAUGUGAUAAAUAAGACAAAUUUAAUGAUUUUUGCAGGUGAUGAUAAUGGUGGUGGUGGUGGUGAUGAAGGUGGCGAUGAAGAUUCAUUACCAUUAGUCGAUCUUUGUGCAUGCGCUGGCCUGUUUGGUAUAUUUUUACUGGAAGAAUUGAUGCAUUUAUUAUUAGGUAAUCAUGGCCAUGGCCAUGGUCAUCAUUCGAAUGAUCAACCACAGCAACAAGAAAAUGUAUCGAAUCAAAAUAAACGAUUACAACAAAGACAACGACAAUAUUCUCGACGUUUAUCAUCAUCAUUUAGACAAUGUAGCGGUGAUAAACAAGUUGCUAAAUAUAGUCAACAAAUUAAUGAUGAUUUUCCACCACCAUCAACUUCUUGUUCAUCAUCGAUUCCGAUGAAUGUUGGUGAAAAUUCCAAAAUAACCACCACAGUAGCAACAACGGAAAUUAAGAACAAAUCAUCACCAUUGAGUAAAAAAUUAAAUAAUCCAUCAACAAUAUUAUUAUCAAGUGGUUUUAGUGAAACACAUCCAAUAUCAUUAAAUCAACAACAAACAAUUGUUGAUUAUAAUACCUGUUCCAAAUCUAAAUGUUCACAUCCAAAUCAUCAGCAUAAUGAUAAUGAACAGAAGAAUAAUGUUUUUAUUGUUAACAAUGAAAAUGAAAUUAUUAUGAUGAAUCAAAACAACAACAACGACAACAAUGUUAAUGAUCAUAUUACAGACAAUAAAUCAUCAAUAUGGCCAAAUAUAAUUGAUAAUUUUCUAUUAAUAUUAGCAUUUUCAUGUCAUUCAAUAUUUGAUGGUAUAUCGAUUGGUGUACAAACAAAACAUGAUGAAAUUUGGACAAUGUUAAUUGCAAUAUUAUCACAUAAAUUAUUGAUUGCAUUUAUAUUAUCAUUUCAAAUUUAUGAAAAAUGUAAUGAAAAAUUAUCCAUUAAUCCAUUAUCUGGUUCAUCAUCAAUAAUUAAACACCAAAGACGACAACAUAUAAAAGGAGCUAAAUUAAUAUUAUGGUUUUUUAGUACAUUGUUUGCAUUAAUGUCACCGAUCGGUAUAUUUAUUGUUAUGAUUAUGAAUAAUCAAUCGGAUACACCGAAUGAAAAAAGUCUGCAUAUAAUAAUAUUGGCUGCUAUUUCAGCUGGUACUAUACUUUAUAUUGUUUUUUUCGAAAUUAUUGAUAAACAAACUACACGUUUACAUUUGAAUGGCCUAGUACAAUGGAUUGCAAUGGCCAUUGGUUUUGGUUUAAUGCAUCUUAUUUCGCAGCUAUUUCAUGAAUGAUAAACGAAAAC